Messenger RNA from Hyaloperonospora brassicae, 1599 nucleotides. Lineage: Eukaryota; Oomycota; Peronosporomycetes; Peronosporales; Peronosporaceae. The record is from the annotation of a GenBank genome assembly.
AUGGCCAAGAAAUCGAAAGCUCGUGUGGCCGUAAAGCCUGCGCCCAGCAGCAGCUCGUCGUCGUCGGCCUCGAGCAGCGACGAGGCGCCAGCGCAAAAGGUUGUGGCAGUGGCCAAGAAGAGCAGCAAAGCUGCUCCGGCGAAGCCAGUGGCCAGUUCGUCGUCGGACUCGAGCUCGAGCGAAGACGAGGAGGAGGUCCCCAAGAAGGUCGUGACCAAGAAGGCUGUUGCCAAGAAGGAGGAGAGCUCGGACACGUCCUCGGACGCGUCUUCGGACGACGACGAGGAGGAAGUGCCGAAGAAGGCCACAACGGCCAAGAAGGGGGUUGCCAGCAAGAAGGAGAGCUCGGCCUCGAGCUCGGACUCGGACUCUUCGGAGGAAGAGGAGGUCCCAAAGAAGGCGGUUGCCGUAGCAAAGAAGGGUGUUGCCACGAAAGAGGAGAGCUCAGACUCGAGCUCGGACUCUUCGGAGGAGGAGGAGAAGCCGACGGCGAAGAAGGCAGUUGUCGCUUCCUCGAAGAAAUCGGUUGCCGUGAAAAAAGAGAGCUCGGACUCGAGCUCGGACUCUUCGUCGGACGACGAGGGCGCCAAACCCGCUGCUUCGGCAAAGACUGCCGCUGCAGCAAAGGCGGAGAGCUCGUCGAGCUCGGACUCUGACUCUUCGGACGAGCAAGAGGCGCCGAAGCCGGUUGCAAAGAAGGCCGCCGCCAGCAAGAAGAAGAAGGAGUCGUCUUCUUCGUCGUCGGACUCGGACUCGUCUUCGGACGAAGAGGAGGAGACGACGAUUGUGUCGAAAAAGCGCAAGAGCUCGGACGCUGGUGAGAAGUCGGCCAAGGUGCACAAGCAGGAGAACGGCGAUGCAGCUUCGGUAGUAAACCCCCAAAAGGCUUUGGAGAUCUUUAUCGCUGGUCUCCCGUGGGCUGCAACAGAGGAGGAAGUGACCGAGUACUUUGCGGGGUGUGGUGAAGUGACUGGUGCUCGCAUUCCACAGCAGAACGGCCGGUCGACGGGCACGGCGUUCGUGACGUUCACCACUGCUGAGGCUGUGGAGGCAGCGCUUGCAAUGGACGGCCAGGACUUUGGUGGUCGUUGGCUGAAGAUCCGCACGGCGGAGAAGAAGAACAUGUUUGACGAGAAGCCGGAAGGAUGCACGAGCGUGUUCAUUGGCAACCUCAGCUGGGACGUGGACGAAAACACGAUCCGUGAAACGUUCGGGGAGUGUGGGGAGAUCCUAAGCUGUCGUCUAGCGACUGACCGUGAGACGGGCGAGUUCCGUGGCUUUGGUCACGUGGAUUUUGCCACGACCGAAGCCGUCGACGAGGCUGUGAAACUCGCCGGCACGUACGUGAGUGGACGCAACAUCCGCGUGAACUAUGCGAAAUCCCGCGACCAGAAUGGGGGGCGGCGGCGGCGGUGGUGGACGCGGUGGAUUCGGUGGCCGAGGAGGUGGUCGCGGUGGCGGGCCGUGGAGGCCGUGGCGGCUUUGAUGGUGGUCGUGGAGGAGGCCGUGGUUUCGGUGGUCGUGGCGGCGGUCGAGGUGGCGGUCCGCCAGCCGUCUUCGAUCCAGAACUUCCAGGGCUCGAAGGUGACAUUUGACUAA